Vollenhovia emeryi is the source of this 1599-nucleotide messenger RNA. Its product is annotated as odorant receptor Or2-like. The record is from RefSeq and is a predicted model, not a curated record. Gene Ontology annotation, biological process: sensory perception of smell; detection of chemical stimulus involved in sensory perception of smell. NCBI's taxonomy places the organism in Eukaryota, Metazoa, Arthropoda, Insecta, Hymenoptera, Formicidae. Bases 286 to 1446 code for a protein of 386 amino acids. Gene Ontology annotation, cellular component: plasma membrane. Gene Ontology annotation, molecular function: olfactory receptor activity; odorant binding. The transcript has 6 exons.
ACGACGGGUGUAUCUGAGAUCUGCACGCACAAUAAAAAUAUUUCAUGAGCAAUUUCAAGUGUUCGAUUCGCCGGGGAUGCACCCAUUGAACACCUCCCGCGACACACAGGCUUUACUCAGGCGUUCAAUGAUAUACAUCGUGCUAUCAUUGGAAGAUACAAUACAUAUCUGUCGUCGAAAGCAACAGCGAUAGAGCAUUUCGUUCCUUUAAAAAUCUUUACUUUGUGAGAUAUUUUCUAAUGCACUCGCUCGGAUACGACCGACUGCAAAGAGAAAUAAAGGACUAUGCCUCGUAAAAGCACGAUUAGCCGCAUAGUGUUUCUUAUACUCCCGUGGUCCGGCGUCAGCUCAAACAGAUUGGUCAUCUUAAUCGCCAGAUUGUUCUGGAUUGUUACAAUAGCAUUUAUCGGAUUCUUUCACUAUCUCUAUUUCUCGACGCACUUAAAUUCAGAGAAUUUUUUCAACCUGGUGGACUGCUUCAGUAGCUUUUUGGCACACGUCAAUGUAUUCACGAAGCUCGUUGCAUUCUGGAUCAACCAGCGAAAAUUCGAGGAGACGUUGGUGUUAAUCACGGACGACUGGAAUGAUUGCGCUAAGAAUAACGUAGGCAUGCGCGUGAUGACAGACAGGGAAAAAAUAUCGGCUCGCAUUACUAACACUUUGGUCGUACUCAAUACAAUGGCUAUCUUUGCGUAUUGCCUGGGAGUCAUCAUCGCUGAUGCCGAUGUUAACGAUAAAACGAUCGAGUUGCCUUUUGUCAACAAAUUAGAGUUUCCCUUCAGUAUUAAUACACAGCGAAUGUAUAGAUUUGUGUUAAUCGCUGAAUUUAUGCACUUGAUUCUUUGCAAUGGGGUAGCUGCCGCUUACAACGCUGUACUUUUGUCACUGGUAUUCCAUGUAGGUGGCCAAAUAGAUAUUCUGCAAUGUUGGCUGGCAGAGCUUACUCCAAAUGAAAUGGAAAAUAAACAAGAAUCAAGCAUUAUUGCAGGAAACAAAAUCAUUCUAAAGCAUCAAAAAAUCAUUCAGUUUUCAGAAAAUAUAGAGCGCUUGUACACGCAUAUCGCGUUAAUAUUAUUUGCAUCGAACACAAUGUUGAUUUGCUCCCUGGGUUUUCUCAUCGUAACGGCGGUUGGUUCUGCCGAUGCUACGGAGAAGAUUAUAAAAUGCCUUUUAUUUUUCACGAUAACGAAUCUGGAGGCAUUUGUAUUUUGCUACGCUGGAGAGUAUCUAAACAAUAAGAGCACAGGGAUUGGAUUUGCAACGUAUAACUGUGCGUGGUACAAUUUUAAAUCUAAAGAUAGUCGUGUUUUGUUACUUAUAAUUUUAAGAUCCCAGAGGCAAUUGACAUUAACAGCUGGCAAAAUGAUGGAUCUCACCUUACAAUCCUUUGCAAGUAUUAUGAAUGCUUCGGGAUCCUACCUGUCAGUGUUGUUGGCGAUGCAAUAAACAUCACGCUCACCUCGAUAACUUUUAAUCAAUAGUCGUGAAGCGUGUGUAUACAUGUCUUCACUAGUUACACUAACACACAUUGUAGUAUGACGUAUUUUUUCCAAAUAUAUUAUAUGAGAUAAUUUACGUGAAGCGUGAGACGAAGCUAGU